UGGGGGGGUCUUACUCCGAGUUCGGGUGUUUCUUAGGGCAGGGCUUUGUUUCUCCUCUCUGUCUUACCCUUUCUGAGGCCCGGCUGCAGGGCUCCCACGCCUCUAGUGUCUGUGCUUGGUGUCCUGCAGGAUGCCCCACCCCGGGCAUCUUCCCAGGAGGGUCUGGGCUGCGCUGCUCAGUCAGCUCCUGCGACCGCCCAGCGCUGUGUGCAUCCGGGCGGUCGGCUGUUACAGCCAGGUUGCAGAGGCAGUGUUAACAUCUCAAUUGAAACCACAUCAGAAGAAACCGAAUUUUAUCAUCAAGGUUCCAAAGGGCACCAGAGAUCUUAGUCCUCAACAGAUGGUUGUGAGAGAGAAAAUUCUUGCUAAGAUUGUCAGCUGCUUUAAACGUCAUGGAGCAAAGGGGUUGGAUACCCCAGCAAUUGAGCUAAAGGAAAUGCUUACUGAAAAGUAUGAGGACAACAUUGGGCUCAUGUAUGAUUUGAAGGAUCAAGGUGGAGAGCUGCUAUCCCUCCGCUAUGACCUUACUGUCCCUUUUGCUCGCUAUCUGGCCAUGAAUAAAUUGAAAAAGAUGAAACGAUACCAAGUUGGAAAAGUAUGGCGGCGAGAGAGCCCAACCAUAGUCCAAGGCCGCUACAGGGAGUUUUGCCAGUGUGACUUUGACAUUGCUGGUCAGUUUGAUCCUAUGAUCCCUGAUGCAGAAUGUUUGAAGAUCAUGUGUGAAAUCCUAAGUGGAUUGCAGCUGGGGGACUUUCUCAUUAAGAUCAAUGAUCGGCGAAUUGUAGAUGGGAUGUUUGCUGUCUGUGGUGUUCCUGAAAGCAAGUUCCGUACCACCUGUGCCUCAAUGGACAAACUAGACAAGAUGUCUUGGGAAGAUGUGAGACAUGAGAUGGUGACAAAGAAAGGCCUGGCCCCUGAGGUGGCUGAUCAAAUUGGGGACUAUGUCCAGUGUCACGGAGGGAUAUCCCUGGUAGAGCAGAUGUUCCAGGAUCCCAGACUGUCCCAGAACAAGCUGGCCAUGGAGGGCCUGGAGGACUUGAAGCUGCUCUUUGAAUACCUUUCUUUAUUUGGAAUUGCUGAAAAGAUCUCCUUUGACCUAAGUCUGGCUCGGGGCCUAGACUAUUAUACAGGGGUUAUCUAUGAAGCGGUGCUGCUACAGGACCCAGCUCAGGCUGGGGAGGAGCCUCUGAAUGUGGGCAGUGUGGCUGCUGGUGGGCGCUAUGAUGGACUGGUAGCCCAGUUUGAUCCCAAGGGCCACAAGGUGCCUUGUGUGGGGUUGAGCAUUGGAGUAGAGCGAAUCUUCUACAUUGUGGAGCAGAAGAUGAAGACUUUAGGUGAGAAGCUAAGAACCACAGAGACUGAAGUGUUUGUGGCCACACCCCAGAAGGAUUUUCUUCGAGAACGGUUGAAGAUAAUUGCAGAGCUUUGGGAUGCUGGUAUCAAGGCAGAGAUGCUAUAUAAGAACAACCCUAAAUUAUUAGCCCAGCUACACUUUUGUGAGAACACAGGCAUUCCUUUGAUGGUCAUUAUUGGUGAGCAAGAACAGAAUGAAGGUGUCAUCAAGCUCCGUUCAGUGGCCAGCAGAGAAGAAGUGAUCAUCAAGCGAGAAAAUCUUGUGGCUGAAGUUCAGAAGCGACUGUCUGAGUCUUGAUCAUUGCCUGAUUGCCAUCUCCUUUCCUUUCAAGAAAGGUUUUCGUCUAGAACAGGGUUCUGGUGGACUUUAUUCAGCUGGCCAGCAUGGAUGACAAGUGCCUUCUGCUUCCUCUGUCCUUCCUGGAUUCAGAACUAUAGAAGACCCUGGAUUCAGAACGAUAGAAGGCCCUGAGGACUCGUGGGCUAAUAUUAACAGCUACUCUGCCUGAGUGUAGAUGGCUGGCAUGUGAAAGGCAUGUGCAAGCUGCAAAGGCAGAUCUGAAGUGCCUCUGAAUUCUGUCAAGAGAUGUACAGAUGGUUACUGGGAGCUAAGGCUAAGGAUUUGGAAUCAUUGAAAUUAGAAGCUAGACAGUCACUUAACUUUCUACUAUAACUUUGGGAACAGAUUCUAGAGAAUUUGUCUACAUCAGACUAUGGCCUAUCCAUGGAGCAUUCAGAAGAUACCAAGAAAAAGAGCAUAGAAAAAAAAAAGUCAAAAGAUACUAAGAAUGGACAGUGGGUAGAGAUGCUGUCCCAAGAGCCUGGCAGUGCCCCUGUUGAUUUUCCCAGUUAACAGUCGAAAGGUAGGGCUAUUCAGUAAUUGUGAAUAUUGAACUUAAUAGAUGACAUGUUGGAAAUCUGAUCUUUUGAUAUUUUGGAGACCACCCACCUUGCCCAUAGUCACUUCUCUGAUUAUUCCAUCCCCUGCCAUGGAGGAUGUUCUAGAAAUGGUUAUUUAAUAUGUUUAAUAAAAGAAGUGGGCUGGAGAGAUGA
Molecule: messenger RNA, 2406 nt
Organism: Nannospalax galili (Upper Galilee mountains blind mole rat)
Lineage: Eukaryota; Metazoa; Chordata; Mammalia; Rodentia; Spalacidae
Gene: Hars2
Product: histidyl-tRNA synthetase 2, mitochondrial
Exons: 13
Coding region: 131-1651 (506 amino acids)
Biological process (GO): histidyl-tRNA aminoacylation
Cellular component (GO): cytoplasm; mitochondrion
Molecular function (GO): histidine-tRNA ligase activity; ATP binding; identical protein binding
Source: RefSeq, a predicted model, not a curated record